Messenger RNA from Hippopotamus amphibius kiboko, 1462 nucleotides. RefSeq names its product N-acetyllactosaminide alpha-1,3-galactosyltransferase-like. Gene Ontology annotation, biological process: carbohydrate metabolic process. NCBI's taxonomy places the organism in Eukaryota, Metazoa, Chordata, Mammalia, Artiodactyla, Hippopotamidae. The record is from RefSeq and is a predicted model, not a curated record. The coding region runs from base 148 to 1146 and encodes 332 amino acids. The transcript is spliced from 6 exons. Gene Ontology annotation, molecular function: hexosyltransferase activity. Gene Ontology annotation, cellular component: membrane; Golgi apparatus; vesicle.
AAAUGUCUCAAAAUGUCCUGCCUGAAAACUGUCUACUUUCUUAGGAUUCUCAACAUAAAUUCCCAAACCACUAUACCAUAAAUGUUAAGACCUCAAGAAGAAGCUAUAUAAAAUUCCCAUGUGAUCUCUGUAAAAUAAAAGGAAAGAAUGAGAUACCAAAAGAAAACAAUUCAAUUGCUGUUACUUUUAUUGUUUCUAUGGGUCUUACAUAGAACAUAUCAUUUCAGCACAAAGAAACUACAGAGGAUAUAUCAGUGCUGGUCUGUGAAUACUCAAACAGAAGAAUUAAAGCUAUCAGACUGGUUUUUUCCCAAUGCAUCAGGUCUCUCAAACGUGACUACCAACUGGUCAGCUCCAGUUGUGUGGCAUGGCACUUACAGUGAAGUGGCAUUGGAAAAUUAUUACACAAGCCAUAAAAUUACCGUGGGGUUGACUGUGUUUGCUGUGGGAAGAUACACUGACAGCUAUUUGUACACAUUUAUAUCAUCAGCUAAUAGAUAUUUUAUGGCUGGCCAGAAAGUCAUAAUUUAUGUCCUGAUAGAUGACUUCUCCAAGAUGCCUUGGAUAGAGCUGAAUCCCCUCCGUACAGUGAAAGUUUUUGAAAUAAAGCGAGAGAAGAGAUGGCAAGACAUCAGCAUGAUGCGCAUGAAGACCAUCAGUGAACACGUUGUAGAUCACAUCCAAUAUGAAGUUGACUUCCUCUUCUGCAUGGAUGUGGAUCAAAUCUUCAUAAGAAAAUAUGGACUGGAGACUCUGGGGGAGUCAGUAGCUCAGUUACAUGCUCAUUGGUUUAAGACAAGUCCUACAGAGUUACCUUAUGAGAGAAGUCAGUUAUCAGAAGCAUAUAUACCUAUUGGUAAGGGAGAUUUUUAUUACCAUGCUGCUGUAUUUGGUGGUACUCCCAUUCAGGUUCUCAAUAUUGCCAGGGAAUGCUUCAAAGGAAUCUUGAAGGACAAGAAAAAUAACAUCGAAGCAGUGUGGCAUGAUGAAAGUCACUUAAAUAAGUAUUUCUUUCUCCAUAAACCCACAAAAAUCUUGUCACCAGAAUACUGCUGGGAUAUGAUUGGAAUUAAUAGUGAUAUUGGCACUGUCAAACUCUGUUGGGCUGUUAAAAAUUAUAACUAUCUGAGACAAACAGGGUUAUAAUUUUAUAACCCUUCCUUUGUGUUUCUAAAUUUAAAAGCAUCAUUUUGUCUUAGCUUUAGAAAAUUAGUACUUGGCAAAUCUUAGCACUAAAAAAAGUCACUAACAGAAUAGCAAGCUCACCAAAACAGUUUAUUUAUACUUUUCCUCACAUUCUUUUUGAAUCAUAUAACAUAUAGCAGUUGCAGAAUGAAUAUAUUGACAUCAGAUGGAGAUAUAGUAUUUCAUAUUUUGUGUGAACUUUGAGGAAAUAUUAUUUUUGGAUCACAUUGGACAAAAUAGAAUCUGUCAGGAAAAAAUGAAACCUGAAAUAUUUUCA